This is a messenger RNA of Diorhabda sublineata, 7692 nucleotides long. RefSeq names its product probable E3 ubiquitin-protein ligase HERC4 (gene Herc4). NCBI's taxonomy places the organism in Eukaryota, Metazoa, Arthropoda, Insecta, Coleoptera, Chrysomelidae. Gene Ontology annotation, biological process: protein ubiquitination; ubiquitin-dependent protein catabolic process. The transcript has 18 exons. Bases 245 to 3382 code for a protein of 1045 amino acids. Gene Ontology annotation, molecular function: ubiquitin protein ligase activity. The record is from RefSeq and is a predicted model, not a curated record.
GAAUGUUCGAGAUUAACAUUUGCACGCCGCAUUAAAUGUCAACUAAAUAGACCUAGUGCGAUGUAUAUUGAUUUUUGAAGUCUUAUAACCUCUAUCGUUUGUCAUGUUUUAUUUCUAUUUAAAUCAUUUCAUUUGAAAGUUGGUUAAAUCGAAAGUGAAUUGACAUGAGAUAAAAACAAAAAGACAAACAAAACAAGACAUGAAAAUUGUGACGAGUCUUAGUUAACCAGCAAUAGAACAGAAAAUGUACGGUUGGGGAAGUACCAUUAAUGGAGAAUUGGGUUUGGGUGGUGUAGAAGAGGAGCAUAUUUUAGCACCAACAAAUUUAGAUUGGUAUUUAGCUAAUACUGUGGUGAAAGCUGCUUUGGGUAACUAUCACACACUUCUCCUUACUAAAGAUGGAAAAGUGUAUUCUUGUGGUAGCAAUGAUUACGGACAACUGGGACAUAAUCAAACUAGGAAGAGGCCACAACCUGUGUCUGCUCUUGAUGCACAUCAUAUAAUAGAUGUUAAAUGUGGUUCCCUACAUUCUAUGGCCUUGAAUCAAUGGGGUCAAGUGUUUUCAUGGGGCUCAAAUUUUUGUGGGCAGCUUGGACAUGGUACUGAUCAAGAUCAAUACGAAAUUCCGAAACCUAUAAAGGCUCUAGCAUCCUACAAUAUUGUUCAGAUACAUUGUGGACAAAGACAUUCUAUAGCAUUAGCUAGUAGUGGAGAAAUAUUAACAUGGGGUGCAAACAAUUUUGGGCAAUUGGGCUUAGGAUUCACAUCUCAGGUAGAAAAUAUACCAAAACUGUUGACUUCCUUGCAAGGAGUUCCAAUACAUUUAGUAACUUGUGGUGCUAAUCACACUUUCGCUCUCUCCAAAUCUGGUGCUGUAUAUGGUUGGGGAAAAAAUACCUGUGGUCAGCUAGGACUCAAUUGUGUAGACAAUAAAAUAUUUCCUGCCCAGCUUCGGACACUUAGGAAUAUUAGAGUUAGGUAUAUAGCGUGUGGAGACGAAUUUUCCAUGUUUUUAACAUUAGAUGGGGGUGUUUUGACAUGUGGAGCUGGUAUGUUCGGUCAACUUGGACAUGGAUCCGUUUCUAAUGAAAUUUUACCAAGACAGAUUAUAGAAUUAAUGGGCUCUACCAUAACCCAAAUAGCAUGUGGUAAACAGCAUUCGUUAGCUCUUGUACCAUCUCGUGGUAGGGUUUAUAGUUUUGGUAUAGGUGGUUGCGGACAAUUAGGUUUAAGGAAAACCACGAGUGCCUUAACCCCUCAGGUGGUUUUAGGGCCUUGGGUGUCUCCCAGCGGUAUGUCUCUGGUUCCAAUGAGUAAUGAUGUUAAAAAUUUGGUCAUUCAUAAAAUUUUUGCCGGUGGGCACCAUUGCUUUGUAUCUGUGAUAAAAAAAGAUAGCAAAGUGCCUCCAUUUGAUUUACGUGAUUUAGAUCCUUCAACUCAAAUAAUUACUCUUACUUUUGAUUAUUUAAAAAAUAUCUUAAGGAUAUCGGCUAAAGCCACAGUUGAUCAUGAUGUAUGGACACACUUAGAAACUGCAUUUAAAAGUUUAGCGUGUAUAAAUGGUUCAUUUUUAUUAGAAAAUGAUGCACAUUACUAUUGUAGCAGUAAACAUCACGGAGUUGAUAUGGAGACGACCGAAGCUGCCUUUUCAUUGAUAGGAAAAAUCGAGAAUAAGAGUAUUACAGAUUUGAUAUGGAAUAGUAUAAUAGACAAUAUAAUCCCAAGUUUGAAAUCAUCUCCUCCAGAUGUGGAAGCUCUUAGGAUAUAUCUCACUUUACCACUGUACCACGAAUUUAAUAACCCCAAACAGCACCUACAGUUACAUAAACCUUUCGCAAAUGCUGUACUUCAGUUAGUGACACCAGCUUCCAAGGUAGUGUCUGGUUGGUUGAGAAUGAUGACCAUUGAUUACUUUGAGCGUUUAGUGAAUAUAUUCAAAUCAGUGGCGAGCUUUAUUUUAAGGAAUCAACAAAUACCAGAAGGAAGAACUGCUUUUUAUGAUCCUAGUCUUGUGGCUAUGUUGGACUUGCUCACCUUCUUAAACAAAGUUAAUCAUAGUGUAGAAGGUUUGAAAGUACCCUAUGAUACUUUCCAUAUGAAUGAUCUUUCAGAAUACUUAGAUGUGAAAUUAGACUACGUUUAUUGGCUUCAGGAUAAAGGGACAGGACGACUUUUUCUAUGUAACUAUUCAUUUGUUUUUGAUGCCAAUGCCAAAUUACAAUUAUUAGAAACUGAUCAAGCCAUGCAGAUGCAAAAAGCAAUGUCGGAAGCCGCCGAAAGAGCAGUUAUUGCGAUGUUAUUGGCCCCACAAACUAGACAUGCUAUUAACAGUUAUUUAGUAUUGAAUGUAACAAGAGAGAAUAUUGUCGACGACGCUCUAAGAGAGCUUAGCGAGGUUGACCCUCACGAUCUAAAAAAACCUUUGAGAGUGAAAUUUGCCGGCGAAGAGGCUGAAGAUGCGGGAGGCGUUACCAAAGAGUUCUUUUUAUUAUUACUAAGGCAAAUUUUAGAUCCAAAAUAUGGAAUGUUUCAAGAAUAUGAAGAAACUAGAGCUAUAUGGUUUUCUGAAACUAGUUUCGAAGAUAAUUCCGUAUACUUUCUUAUAGGAAUGAUUCUAGGUCUGGCUAUAUACAAUUUUACCAUAAUAGACAUACCUUUUCCACUAGCCCUAUAUAAAAAAUUACUAGGAGAACCAAUUGGACUUGCUGAUCUCAAGGGAUUAUCACCUACACUAGCGAAUUCGCUGCAGAGCCUUCUAGAUUAUAAAGAAGAUGAUUUGCAAGACGUUUUUUCUCUGUAUUUUGAUUUGACCAGAAACAUUUUCGGUCAAACAGAAACUAAACUCCUAAAACCUGGUGGAUCAGAUAUUCCAGUAACUCAAGAAAACAAGCAAGAAUAUGUUGAUCUAUACGUAAAUUAUACUUUCAAUGAAAGUGUAAAAGAUCAGUAUGAAGCAUUCCAUAAAGGUUUCAUGAACGUCUGUGAGGGUAGAGUACUGAAACUAUUUCAUUCUCAUGAGUUGAUGGCAGUAGUCAUUGGUAAUGAAAACUAUGAUUGGCAUGCUUUAGAAGAAGUCGCUGAGUAUAAAAAUGGAUAUAAAUCUUCUGAUAAAACCAUCAGAUGGUUUUGGGAGGUUAUCCAUGAAAUGUCAUUAGCAGAUAAGAAAAAAUUUCUAUUGUUCCUGACUGGUAGUUACAGAAUUCCGAUUCAAGGAAUGAAAGGAAUAAAGAUUUAUAUCCAACCCACAAAUGACGAGAAGUUCUUACCAGUAGCUCAUACAUGUUUCAACUUAUUAGAUUUGCCAAGAUAUAAAACAAAGGAACGCCUCAAGUACAAACUAAUGCAAGCAAUUCAACAAACUGAGGGUUUUUCUCUAGUUUAAUUUCACGUUUAACAUUAAACUAUAAAAAAAUGGAAAGCAGCAUUUUUUAAAAUGAUCCAAUUAAAUAAAAUCAUUUAAAUUAUAUCCAAUAAUCAUUUGAUAACAGUUACUAGCUUUUUCACAAAUUUCAAAAAACACAAAGAACUAGUGAAUUUGUAAUAGAUGUUGUCACAGAACUGAUGUAUGAAAUUUGUGUCUCAAUUAUUAAUUUGAAUUGGCAACUUUUCAAACAUAUCAAUCAACUGAUUCAUACAAGCCCUUUUUUCUUGUAAUAUGUUACUUCUUGAAUUUUUCUAAUGUUCCUCUGUCGUUAAAUGUUUAUUGGAUGCAAGUUGUUUCAUGUGUCAGAAUCGGUUGAAUUGUACUUUUUUCCUGGAUGUUAAAUACUGUAUAAGGAGCUAAUACCAUCUAUGACAACAGAAAUACCCAAUUUUGCAAGUAUUUAUACAUAUAUAGACGCUCAAUCAAUCAAUAGCCGUUCAUUUAAGUGGGCUCUUGUUGACAAAGCAGAUUUUUCUGUUUCCAUUAUUUGUAUUCCAUUCAUCAUAUAAUAAUAUUUGGAAAAGAAAAUAAAAACUUAUUCGCUCAAAAUUAUAUUGAUAUGUUUUUAGAAUACAUUAAAAUAACUUCAAAUCAUUUUCGAAUUUAUUUAUUUAGAUUGUUAGAAAUAACUCAUGCAUGAAUCGUUAUAUCAAUACUUUUUUUUAUUAUUAAGAGUACCCUGAAAUUUUUGUUAAAUAAGAACCAAGCAAACUCCGAAUAUGGAAAUAAAACUAUUCUAUUUUUUAAAAAGACUAUAGUAUUGUUUUGUAUCCGAGAAUACAUAUGCAUUUAUAAACAACCAACAGUUUUGAAGUAAUUUGUAAAUAAUAUUCAAAAACAGUCAACUCAAUAAAACUGAAAAUUGAUAUUAUCCUCUUAGAGCUGACCAUGCCCAUCUUGAUUCGGGAAAACAAUAAUAUUUGAAAAGCAAAAAUUCAAAUAGAAUAUUAUCCUUUUUUCAUUUUAUUGAGAAAAUGGGGCUUUUGUCUUAAGAGGUAAUGAGCAGGUGGAAUACUUAUUUGUUCCACAUGAAACGUAUUAAUGGGAUUAAAUAAGAUAGGAUAGUAUCUGAAAUAAGACAAAUUCUGUUUUUUAAACUAGCUAUCUCUAACAAAAUGAAAAAAAAUUUUUUUGAAUUUAUAAUGCGGAUAAUAACCUUUUGGAAACAGGAUUAUACUCUAUUUGAUUGUAAGAAAAAAGAACCUACAGAAGUAAACCUGAAUUUUAUCCAUAAAUAUAACAAACGAUAUAAGAGAUCAAGCAAAAGAAACUAAACAACUAGUCCUCCAUCCUCCUCAUUACAGUCACAGUCUUGUGAAUCGUCCUCACAUUCGGUAUGGAAAAUUUCACUUGGUUCAUUGGCCAGGAAUGUUGUGAAUAAUUGACGUUUUCAUCUUGUUGCCAAUUUUCAACGUAAAAUAACAGCAACGUCUGUGAAUUUUUAAUUUAAUUUAAUUCCUGGGAAUAGGUAAACUAUUCAAAUUUUUUUGAACUAUCGUCAUGUCGAUAGUUUGACUCUAUUUUUAUUCUAACCAAGCCCAGUCUGUCUUUUCUAAAAAUUAUCCGCUUUUAUAUCUAUAAACUUAUUCAGUGCUUUGCAAUCUUGAAUCAACCCAUCUUCACUAGGUAGUUUUACUGUACCAAUUUCAUCGUAGAUUUUUAUGUAUUCUUGAACAUUAAGCAGUGUUUCAUACUUUUUUAGUCAUUUUUUAAGUCUUUCAAAGACCCUAUCAGCUAGUAAAAUUGAGUGCCCUCUUACUGGGAAGGUUACUCUUAUUUCUUGAAGAGCAAGAGUGGCCCGCACAUCCGUCGGUAACUAAAAGAAGAACUCUACAGCCAGGAUUUAUAUUACUUCCUAGAAGUGAGUUUCUUGAUAGGUUAUGCGGAGAUUACAAAAGGAUAAUUGUCUUAAGUAAUAAGCUUCACCAAUUGGCAAUUUGGGAAGAUUUUGCACUUGUUGGAGAUCGAAACAAAACACCUGUGAGUCCGAUUCUUUUCGCUUCAUUAAUAUAUAAAAUUGUUUUCCCCUUAAUUUGUGAAUACGCAAUUUAGUUAAAAUAGUAAUUUUCUUGGUAGGAUUACAAUAUUUGAGCUAAUUUUUUUUUCAAAAGCAAAAACUGCAUACAUCUGAAGCUUGGCAUUCGAAAGCUAUGUUGAAGUUUUUUGAAAAUGUUAACAAAAACUGUAUAGAACCUUCCCAUCUUACUCAACUGCGGAAUUGUAUGUUUUCCAAAGCCUCGUGAUAUUGAACAUGAGGGUAAAUAGAGUCUCCUGGAUUUUAGUCUAUUAUAGUGGCUCACCUAUAAAUUCAAUCACUCUAUUCCGUUCUCCUUCUCUUUUAACCGAACGAUGAGUUCCCCUCUAUUUUCUUUAAUAUCCUUUUCCUAAUAUUACAGUAGGUGUAAUUGUAUGCAGUCGUUUCAAGAAAUUCCGAAAGAUUUUAAAAUCAUUUUUUUGGCACAUUCUAUAGGGAGAUCCAUCUAUUGUGUACAUCCUGUAUUCUGCUGCUAAUUGAUGCUUUCGAUACUCUACACUCUGCUUUAUACUUUUUGCGUCAUCUUAAAGGAGCCCUGACUCUACAAAAAUAAGAUACUUUGCGAUCUCAAACGAGUCUGGUGUUUGAAGAACCCUUUUUCGUGCAGCAAUAAUGUCUUGGUUAGGUUACAUACAUUUAUAUGUUGGUCCGUCAUGUUUACAUGGUUUACAUGGUCUCUUAAAAUUUUCUAAAUUAGGAAAAUGAUCCAGAUAUCUAAAAUAACACGGUAACUAACUUCUUAACUUUGAUUAAACACAUUAAUUAAUGACCUACCUCAAUUGCUUUGUUUUUUUGUCAUUUUUUAACAUUUCUACAUCUCUUUCUGUUACCCUGAUUAGCAUUACUGACUACAACUUAUUCAAAAUCCAAACUUGCCACUCAAAAAAUAAAUAUAUUUCACUAAAUCCGCUAGAAAACAAGUUGUGAACAACACUGGAGUGAUAAACAUACGUUUGUGAAUAAAAAUCUUUUUGAACCUGCAUCCGAUUUCUGAUUGGAAAAACAAAGAUAAAUUAAGUUCGGUCUGAACCAAAUUGCACGUGUGAAUAAAAUUUCAUGAAAUAUUUUUAUGAAUAAUAAUUAAUCUGAACUAAUAGCGACAUUUUAACAUAGAUUUUAAAGGGGAUAAAGAACCAUUUGAAUGAUUUGCCGAAGUGGAUUAAAUUGAAAUGCAACUUAGGUAUGUAUCGCCAUCUGGAAGCGGAAACUAUAAAUUUUGGAUAAUGAUCUUUUUUGCUCGUCAUUUGUCCAAUGGAGAUAAGAAAUAUUGCCCUAACUAUCCUACUACCUCUUAUUUCAAAUGUGUACAACUUAUUCAAUUACUUUUUUCUCUACAAAAAAAAGGAGCUUACAAUUGUGUGAGUAUUAUUUCUCAAGUAGUAGUACUCUAACCUUAUUUAUCACAAUAAAUCUAUAUAAAUUCUCUAUUUUUUUUUGUAAGUUUCUUCGAAAGGCAAAUGUAGCUGAUUGGUUAUGCAUAUCAGCCUUUGUUAAAAUAAAAAAUGUCAUAAUUGCUUGUGUUACUUAAAAUACUACAUUUAGGUUCUGAGGUAAAUAAUUUUUGAAAAUAAAUUACUAUCUCUUCGAAUUUGUUCAUCAUCAUGUAAAUCUUUUUCUUUUACUCUCGAGAGAACCAUUUGUAUUCCAAUCAGCAUCAUUAUUAAGCUUCGAUGUUCUAAAUCUCUAAAUCCUUUUCUUCAGUAUGUCCAAUUAUAUUUCUUACCUAUUCCAUAUCUAUGGCUUUCAAUAAAUUCUCUUGUUUCACUUCUACUGCACAGUAUUUUUCCAUUAAGAUUUUGUUUGUAAUAUUGAAUUAGCUAUCGUUUCCGUUUUACUUUUCACUGUAUGUUUAUGAUUUCCAUUUUCCAAUAUAAAUUUAUUUUGUUAGUGAUCAUAUUAGGUCCAUAAAUUACUUCAAAGUUGUUUUAUUUACCUAUUCUAUUCAAUAUGCUACUUUGUCUUAAACCAAAAUUGAUAAAAAAUACAAUAAUCUGAUAUAUAUUUUCAUAAUUAUAAGAAAUACUCUCUUUAAUAUUAUAUAAUUUUUGGACUCAAUAAUUUUAUUUAUUGCAAGAUGGCAACCCCAUAUUUAUAAUUUAGAACAAUAAAAAAUUGAUUAUUGUUUUAUAUUUUAUCUUGAUGACAAUAAUUUGAUGAUGCCUACAAUUUACCUAUUUAAUGAUUGUGAUGUGAAACUUUAUACUUGUUGAAAAUUGAUCAUUAAAUUUUUUAU